This is a messenger RNA of Hylaeus volcanicus, 2487 nucleotides long. RefSeq lists its product as uncharacterized. Gene Ontology annotation, molecular function: chromatin binding. The record is from RefSeq and is a predicted model, not a curated record. Lineage: Eukaryota; Metazoa; Arthropoda; Insecta; Hymenoptera; Colletidae. The transcript is spliced from 12 exons. Gene Ontology annotation, cellular component: nuclear replication fork. Bases 310 to 2331 code for a protein of 673 amino acids. Gene Ontology annotation, biological process: DNA repair; mitotic cell cycle; DNA-templated DNA replication.
ACUACUGUUGUAUUUCCUGAAAAACAUAUCAUAUGGUCAUUGAGUUUUUUAUUAAAAAAAACUUUUUCCCAUUUAAAAUCUAUUUCGAUAGUUGUCACAAGAGUUUGAUUUUCGUCUAAAGAGUAAUUUAAAUUAAAAUAUCAUACUGAAAAGUGAGUGAUUAAAAAGUGAAGUACGUUAGAAGAGAACGUUCUCGUGACAAAGAGAAGCUGUUUGCCUUAUGGUCUCAAACUAAAAUCUGUUAUGUUUGAACCCAACUGUAGAAAGCUUAUUAAUAAACUGUGUGGUAUGAUAAAACCUUGUUAGAGUAUGUUGCAAACUAAUAAUGAUUAUCCGGACACGAUUCAGAAUAAUCAGCGCAACAAUAAACGGCCACGAUCGACUUCAAACGGAUCUACGAAACAUAAAUUUCGUAGUAAAAAAUCUCAUGAAAGGAAAAACAUAACGACUUCUCCGACGACUUCGAAAGAAUCAUUGUCUCAUGUUUCUUUAUUCGAAGAUACAGAAUCCGAAUCCAGUCAUGCUGAGUCGCUAGACAAUGAGCACGAUUUUUCUUCAUGCAAUAACAAAGUCUUCAAUAGUUCAGAGAAAGCAUCACGUCACAAAUUGUAUAAAAUGAUACAGAAAGUAUUGCAAAAAGAAAAAAAAAAUUCAAAUCUUGACGAUGCUAAAUCUUUAAAUUAUCCAAUUUAUCCAGAAACCUCAUUAUUCACCCUCUCUCAAGAAUAUAGAUAUCUUGCGUAUAAUUCCUGUGGUACAAUAACAAGCGUUAUUCACACAUCAAAAGAUUUAGAUGGUCCCAACGAGAAAGCUUAUACCUCCAAUACAAUCCACAUUAAUUCCUUGAUUGCGGGAGUCGGAAAUAGACACCAAACAUUUUCAAAUAACCACACUAAAUACAAUUUAGGUGCUAUUGGAAAGAAUGGAUUUGUUUUAGCUCGUGGAGCCAUCACGUCAGUAUACUUUGAUACAUCCCUCCACCUUAGUGACGAUGAUAUUGACGAAGACAUUCCUUCGAACGAUACUAUACCCAGUGACCCUAUCACAGUUCCAUGCGAAAACAUCACAACAGAUGAAGAAGAAUCUCUACUCGUUUAUCACCCUUUUACAACAUGGGGAUUGAUUUCUAAAGCGUCUUGGGAAAAAAAGUUUGAGAACUCAGAAAUUAUUCUUAGUCUUGCUAUUGGAAAUACAUUUGUUGCAAUACUUACAUCAAAUUGGAAUUUUUGUAUUUAUUCUUCUACCGGAUUAUCUCUUCACACUUCAUAUCUUAAUGGAUAUCCUGUAACUCUUAUUGCUAGGAAUGACUGUUUACUUGUUGCAUCACUCCAGUCGUUUUCUUCUAAAUUCCAUAGUUUUCAUUUUGAAUUACACAGGAUCCCUACAAAAACUCAACUAGUUUCAACAAAUUUUCACACUUCAGAAUCAUCUUCUUUAGUGUGGAUAGGCCUCAAUUCUCUAGGGUUUCCAGUCAUUGUGGAUAGAUUAGGGCGUGUUUUUGCUUUAUUCUCUACGUUUGUAGACAAAAACGUAAAGGGAAGCUCGACACAAUGGGUCCCUGUAUUAGAUCUGAAACAAUGUCUUUUUCCUCAUCAGUUACAAAUGCUUGUAGAUAAGAAUAAUUCAAAGGCGUCUAUUUUGAAUUUUUUCUGGAUAGCGUCAUCAAAAGAGUUAAAUUUAAACGUCUUUCGUGUUUCACGCCGUCAUCCUCAACCACAAUUAGAAUUUGUCAAAUUACGUACUCUUGCGUUUCGCUUACCUACAUCAAUAAGCUCCCGAUCUAUACCACUUUCUUACAUGGAGUGGAACGAGUAUAUUACUUCUGAUCCCAAUUUAAUAGACCAUUCGAAAGUCGCAUCAUUACCGUGGGAGUUUUUCGACGAAAUGCAGGAAAGGCUUUUAUUACUAACCACUUAUUUGAAAACAAAUUUCGAUACUGGUUUCAUACCUCCUGAAACUAUUAAGAAGUUGACCAAGCAACAAAUCAUACAAAGGGACAAGGCUCUUUUUCGCCUGUUUUUGAAAACAUUAGGAGAUGCCGAGCUUGAGCGAGCUCUUGAAUCGGCAACAUAUUUUACCCAUACGAAAACCUUAGAAAUUGCGAUUCAGCAAGCAGAGAACCGUGGCAGCAAAUCGCUUCACGAGAGACUGUGUUCUGAAGUAGAACAGCGUCAUAUACAUCAAAAUAGGAUAGAAUUGCGAAAUGGUUUAAAAACGUUACAUGCUACAACGCUUAGUUCUUUAAAUGGGGAACAUGCGACACAAAUUUCAACAUAUACGAAGCGCGACUCUGUAGCAGAGCAACUACGCCGUGAUAUAAAUUUAGCAUAAGAUCGACUUUCGUUGGUCUGCUACCCGUCUUUUCGUUGUUUGCAUGUUUUGACAAAUAUCUGUUCAGUCUUUAGUUUAAUUUUUUAACAAAGAAAAGGUUUUAUUCAAAAUUUUCAAAUUGUCUAAGUUUUAUAUUAUUUUUCGUAGACACAUAAA